Messenger RNA from Durusdinium trenchii, 2283 nucleotides. Lineage: Eukaryota; Dinophyceae; Suessiales; Symbiodiniaceae. The record is from the annotation of a GenBank genome assembly.
AUGGUACAGGAGUUCCGCAACAGUUCAGCUUGCUGUCCGAGUUCUUCAAAGCAGGCCCUCGGCGGCCUGUCGGGCGAGUGCCUGGCUUCGCUGCGUCUCGCCCCUGGGGCCUCGGUGGCCGAGCUGAAGCGGCUCGUGGGCGGCGCCGGGCCAGUGAAGCUCUUCCAUGAGGGGCAGCAGAUCUUUAGCUCUCAAACUCUCGCAGAAGCAGGGCUUAGGGAUGGAGCCGAGAUACAGAUGAUUAUGGUGCGAUCACAACAGCUUCUGGCAGGAGCCAUGGAUGGCGCUGGAAGUAUUUGGGACUUGGAAGAACACACAAAGGUGGAUGACUUUCACCAUGGAGCGGAACUGAAUGCGGCGGCGGUUUCAUUUGACGGUGCUCUCUUUGCCACCGCCGGCUCUGAUCGCCAGGUCGCCAUUUGGCAACGCGACGCCUCACGUGACUCUGGAUCGCCUCACGCGACUCUGACAGGGCACCGAGGACAAGUCUAUUCCAUCAGCUUUUGUCCUGUGACUCCCACCUUGUUCUCCGCCAGCGGCGAUGCGACCGCUCGCUUGUGGAGCCUUUCUUCCGGUCAAGAGCUCAUGUCCUUGAACUGGCACACUCGCGACGUGAACACCGUCGCCCCCGCGCCGGACGGCCACGUCUUGGCCACGGGAUCCGACGACUACUGCUUCGCGCUCUGGGAUCGACGCACGGGCGAGCGGAUUCGAAGCUGGGAUGGCCGCCGUGGGGAGGGACACUCGGGGCGCGUUUAUUCGGUGGCCUUUGCGCCGGAUGGGCACUCCAUUGCCACCGGUGCGGUGGAUAAGAAGGCCAAGGUGUGGGACACGCGGACUGGAGCUUGCCUUCAGGCCUUUACGAGUCACACAGACUUGGUGAACUCAGUUUCAUUUUCCCCAGAUGGCAAGCUGCUUGCUUCUGCUUCGGACGACUGCUUGGUGCAUGUUUGGGCGCCGGGCACAGCAGAAUUACUCGCCACAUAUCGUCACCCUAGCAACGUUUUAUCCGCCAGCUUUGCAGAGAAUGGUCAGCUGGCCACAGGUUGCGACGAUGGAAAGAUUCGACUUUGGGAUGCUAGCUCCAAUGAAGAGCUUUCAGAACUUGUUGCAUCCGUCGCAAAGUGCGCCGGCAUCAAGUCUGAGCCGGGCAGCCUCGCCUCGAGCCUCGCCGGGCUGCUCCCCGCUCGUUGUCGCACCCUGGCGGUGGGCGAGGGUGACUUUGCCUUUUCGGAGGCUCUUGCGACUUCCAGGGCUUGCAGGGCUCGUGGCCUAGUGGUGACCUGCUUGGAAGCUGAGGCAGAGUGCAUUGAGCAGUACGCUGGAGUGCAGCAACGCCUUCAGCAGCUGAAAGAACUGGGGGUUCAGGUCAUUUGUGGGGUGGAUGCCACACAACUGGGGGCUGGGCCCUUGAAGGGCACCGAAGCCUUUGAGCGCAUCGUCUUUAACUUCCCACUCUUGCCGAUGAAGGUCCAUAAGCCACGUGCUUCCAACAACGACGUGCAGAUUGCGAACCGUGCCAUGCUGGUGGAGUUUCUUCGGAGUGCUGCCUCCUUCCUAAGGAAAGAUGGUCUCGUGCUCAUUGCCAACAAGGACUGCUAUCCAUAUUCCUGGUGGCGUUUGGAGGCCUUACCCGAAUGGGCUGGCGGCGAGCUGGCCUUUUUGGGAGCUUUGCCCUGGCAGUACACGGAGUAUCCCUCCCUCUAUGGAGGCCCUUGCAAUGUGAACCGAGAUGCUUCGGUAAAGCCCACCGAUGCUGUCAUCUUCUUGUAUGCCCAUGCAGACAGCAAGCAUUUCAGGCGAGCCCUGGAUGCCGCCGCAUCCGCCUGGAAGUAUUGCUGCAGUCCUUGCUUUCCACAGCAAGAUCCUUUCGACUUCAGGUGCGAGAUGUGCCACGUGAGCACCCGCACCGCUGCAGAUUUUGCGGCACAUGAGGCAGGAAAGAUGCAUCGGAAGCGAGUAGCUUUGGAGCAAUGCUGGCAGGCAGCUUUGGAAGCUUCGAAGCAUCAGCCCUUGAUGGAAGUCACCUGCAAUUUGCGAAACCGCCAGCUGCCACAGCAGGCGCAGCACUCCGGUGCCAAGGCAUCCAAGUUCGCCGCAGCGCCGAGGUGGGCUUGCACUUGUUGCGAAGGCAUUGGAGCUCUGUGGCAAAAGGGAGUGCCAUCAGAAUGCCAGCAGUCGACGGUGCCAGCAGACCUGUUUGGUUUCUGGGAAUGUAACCAACCUGUUUGCAGUAGCCGUUUGCACAAAGAUGUCACCAACUCUAAGACGAUUCUGAGUUGA